AUGGUAACCCACACUGUUACUCGGUCUUCUUCCUCCUCUGGACGGAAUUAUGAUGUAAUAUUGAAUUACAAAGAAGAAGAAGGAGAAGAAACAGGUAACAAUUUUGCAAGUAAGCUCUACACUUUCCUGGAGAAGGCCAACAUCAAAACAUUCAAGGACGAUGCAGAGAUCUCGAAAAGAGAUCAUAUCUCUGCUGAUGCGGUCAUGAAAGUAAUCAAGGAAUCAAGAUGUGCAAUAAUCUUAUUCUCGUGGAACUAUGCUUCUUCAACACGAUGCCUUGAAGAGCUUUCCUUGAUAAUGGAAUGCAGAAAAAAGAAUGGGCAAAGGGUAAUUCCUGUGUUCCUCAUGGGUGUCGAAGGAUCCAACGUACGGCGUCAAAAGGGGAGCUUUGAGGAACCUUUUCGCCGGCACGAAGAGAACUUGAAGCGAGAGGUGGUGGAAAGGUGGAGGCUAGAUCUGAAAAUAGCAGGUGAACUAUGUGGAUUGAACUUGAAAGACUUUCUUGACAGGUAA
Macadamia integrifolia is the source of this 513-nucleotide messenger RNA. Its product is annotated as TMV resistance protein N-like. The transcript has a single exon. Lineage: Eukaryota; Viridiplantae; Streptophyta; Magnoliopsida; Proteales; Proteaceae. The coding region runs from base 1 to 513 and encodes 170 amino acids. Gene Ontology annotation, biological process: signal transduction. The record is from RefSeq and is a predicted model, not a curated record.